Daucus carota subsp. sativus is the source of this 606-nucleotide messenger RNA. NCBI's taxonomy places the organism in Eukaryota, Viridiplantae, Streptophyta, Magnoliopsida, Apiales, Apiaceae. The record is from the annotation of a RefSeq genome assembly.
AUGUCGCGUUACCGGGGACCUCGUUUCAAAAAAAUACGCCGCCUGGGAGCUUUACCGGGACUAACUAAUAAAAGGCCUAGAGCCGGAAGUGAUCUUAGAAACCAAUCACGUUCCGGUAAAAAAUCUCAAUAUCGUAUUCGUCUAGAAGAAAAACAAAAGUUGCGUUUUCAUUAUGGUCUUACAGAACGACAAUUACUUAAAUACGUUCGUAUCGCCGGUAAAGCCAAGGGGUCAACAGGUCAGGUUUUACUCCAAUUACUUGAAAUGCGCUUGGAUAACAUCCUUUUUCGAUUGGGUAUGGCUACGACUAUUCCUGGAGCCCGUCAAUUAGUUAACCAUAGACAUAUUUUAGUCAAUGGUCGUAUAGUAGAUAUACCAAGUUAUCGCUGCAAACCCCGAGAUAUUAUUACGGCGAGGGAUGAACAAAACUCUAGAGCUCUGAUUCAAAAUUCUUUCAAUUCACCCUCUCAGGACGAAAUGCCAAAACAUUUGACUCUUCAACCAUUCCAAUAUAAAGGAUUAGUCAAUCAAAUAAUAGAUAGUAAAUGGGUCGGUUUGAAAAUAAAUGAAUUGCUAGUCGUAGAAUAUUAUUCGCGCCAGACCUAA